Messenger RNA from Dermacentor andersoni, 4855 nucleotides. RefSeq names its product latrophilin Cirl-like. Gene Ontology annotation, cellular component: plasma membrane. NCBI's taxonomy places the organism in Eukaryota, Metazoa, Arthropoda, Arachnida, Ixodida, Ixodidae. The record is from RefSeq and is a predicted model, not a curated record. Gene Ontology annotation, biological process: cell surface receptor signaling pathway; G protein-coupled receptor signaling pathway. Gene Ontology annotation, molecular function: carbohydrate binding; G protein-coupled receptor activity.
CGUUGCGGGAACAGACUGCCCGUCGGCCUCGCCUGUCGGGUGUGUGCGUUUGUGGCUGUGUGUGCGCGAGUUUCAAGCCUGUCUUGCAGCUCUGCUCGGACUUGCAUCGGUGGCGUAUCGCAGUUUCCACUUGGCAGCGCAAGGAACUCUCCGUCGUUUCGAUGCACUGGAGGGCGAGUGAUCGACAACCGUCUUAGUCGUGCAUAAGUGUGUGACAGUGAAUGUGCGACCGGUGACGCGUUGUCUUUCGCGACAGGGAGUGCGCGUUGUUGCCUAGACCAGUCAAUUCGCCAGUGGGCGCGGAACGUGCACAACAGGUCGCCACCAUCUAUCUACAGGCGCCUGCUCCGCUCGCAGAAGCCGGGCGCGCUUCUUCGUUCAAUAUGAAUGCGAACAUCUGAGAGCUCGGCAGACCUUGCGGGACGCAGAAAUGACCAGGAUUUGAACGGCGGGCGAAGUCUCCUGUAUCUGUGAAUUCGGUGAAUCAAGGAUAAACAACGGCUGCGUGAUCCGUAGAUGUCCCUUGCAUACAAGAGGCGGCCAUGAGGAGACGGCUGUGCGCGGGACUGCAGCUGCUCCUGCACCUCUGCGUGGAGGCGUCGUGGGCCAGGAGGGGAGGAGGCGCAGACCCUCCACGGUACCGGACAGCGUACGCGUGCGAGGGCUCCCAACUGCGCAUCUCGUGUGAUGCGGGCCACCUGGUGCAGCUGAUCCGCGCCAACUACGGCCGCUUCUCCAUCUCCAUCUGCAAUGAGCAUGGCACGCUUGACUGGAGCGUCGACUGCAUGUCCCCCCGCUCCUUCCGGGUAAUGCAGCAGAGUUGCGACGUCAAGAAAGGCUGUACGCUACCAGCAUCGACAGAUGUGUUUGGCGACCCUUGUCCAGGCACCCUCAAGUACCUGGAAGCCCAUUACCAGUGCAUUCCUGCCGAACUAACAACGCCCAGCAGUGCCAUGCGGCCAACGCCAUCCAGUUCAAGUCACCCACGAGCUGGAGACCUGCUGCCGCCGAUGCUGGGUGGAGCCUCUGAGCAGCAAGCAGACAAUGCAUUACCAAGGACGCCCCCACCGCUGCCAGCCAUCUACCAGAGCCCAGAUAAGCAAGGACCAGGCUCCAGUAGCACCACCACGGCUGUUCUCGCAGAAAGUGCUGCCAUGGAAACGGCCACAUUCGAAACAUCCACAGCCUUGGAUCUGCUCUUGGACUAUUGCCAGCCACUCAUAGCGAGAGACAUAUUCUGGAACUGGACUCGUGCUGGCGAUGUGGCAGUCUAUCCUUGUCCUGGAGGCUCCAAAGGUGAUGCAAGGUGGCAGUGUGGUGUGAAUCCUGUAAAAUGGUUGUCUGAUAGGCCAGACCUUAGUGGCUGCAAUUCUUUCUGGGUUGGUGACCUGGAACAGAGGAUUCAGGGCGGCACUUCUGUGGUAAAUCUUGGCAGCGAGCUCUCACAGAAAACACGUGUCAAGUCGCUGUAUGGUGGAGACUUGCUGCACACGACCAGCAUAGUGCAGCAGCUCCUUUCAAAGAUGGAGGAUGAGCUGGACCACGCAUCAGACAGUUACCAGCGGCAGCAAGUUGUGGAAGAGCUCAUGAAUUCGGUGGUGGACUUCAGCAGCAACCUUCUGGAGCACCACCAAGGCAGUGCCUGGGGGGACUUGCCACCCAUGGAGCAGAGGGCUGCAGCAUCUUCACUUCUCGAGGGGCUCGAGCGCAAUGCCAUGCUCAUGGUGAAGAGCCACAGCAACAACCUGAACUACAGCCGCGUUCAGAACAAUAUCAUGGCAGCAGUCAGAGUCCUGAGCAUUCAGAGUGUCACAGACAUGUCUUUUCCUGACCCUUCUGUCAUUCGGGGAACAUCUUGGUCAGAUUCAGGAGAUUCCAUUUAUCUCCCCUACAAGACACUCCUGGAAAGCGCCAGAAAUGGUGUGGUGAAGGUGGCCUUCUUCUCCUACCGCAAAAUGGAAUCCAUUCUGUCAGCUUCCAAUCCGAGCAUGGCAGCUGCUGACACCGUCUCAAACAGCACUGUACGCAUGGUCAACUCUCGGGUGGUGGCAGCUGCCUUAGGAAGGCGCAGAGUCCUCGGUCUUUCCCAACCAGUUCUGGUUACACUCAAGCACAGCCAGGAGGAAAAUGUUAGCGAUCCGCAGUGUGUGUUCUGGGACUUCAGCAAAAGGGAUUGGUCUGAGCGUGGCUGCUGGGUUGAAUCUUCCAAUGAGACCCACACUGUGUGUGCAUGUGACCACCUCACAAACUUCGCUGUCCUCAUGGAUGUCAGAUCUGUUCAGCUCACGCAUUCAAAUGAAGUGGCUCUUCAAGUGAUCACCUAUGCUGGCUGUUUCGUAUCCAUUGUCUGCCUCAUCCUCACCAUAAUCACCUUCCAGUUCUUCAGGAGCCUGGAGAGCGAGCGAAUGGUGAUCCACAAGAAUCUGUGUGUGUGCCUGCUGGUGGCUGAGGUGGUGUUCGUGGCUGGCAUCUCCCAGACAGCACAGCGCACUUUGUGUGGCGUUGUCGCAGGCCUGCUGCACUACUUCUUUCUGGCCGCCUUCCUGUGGAUGUUUCUUGAAGGCUUCCAGCUUUACGUGAUGCUCAUCGAGGUAUUCGACUCGGAAAAGUCUCGUCUCGGCUGGUACUAUGCACUUGCAUAUGGCAUGCCUGCUGUCGUGGUGGCUGUGGCAGCCGCCAUUGACCCAGCAAGCUAUGGGACGCCACAACAUUGCUGGCUCCGUGCCGACAACUACUUCAUACUCAGCUUCAUCGGCCCUGUGGUUGCCAUUCUUUUGGCAAAUCUGGUGUUUCUCAGCAUUGCUGUGUACAUGAUGUGCCGUCAUUCCAGCCUAGCCAGCUCAAUCAAGAAUAAAGAGCAGUCCAGUAUGGCAAACCUCAGUGUUUGGAUUCGCAGUGCUGCAGUACUCGUGGUAUUGCUAGGUCUGACGUGGGGAUUUGGGCUGCUUUACCUCAAUGCUGAGUCUGUGGUAAUGGCAUACCUCUUCACAUUCCUGAACAGCUUACAGGGCCUUUUCAUCUUUGUGUUCCACUGCCUCAGGAAUGACAAGGUACGCAAGGAGUACAAGCAACUGGUGGACCACUGCUUGUGGCUGCCAUCAUGCCUGCGGAGCGAGAAAUGCGCAUCCUCAGAGCGGCCUUCAUUCACGCACUCCAAUGGCACGAGCCACUCAGCGCCGUCCUGUGGCAGACUACCUCACACUCUUGGAAGUCAGUUUUGGUGUCCGCCCAAGAAUCUGGACUCCAUUGUUACGCAAUCAUCCUCAGUCAGGUCGACCACACUAGAUCGCCCAUCCACAAGAAUGCCUGUCUGCCAGGCCCUCGACACGCGCACAACUCCUCGGGCACGCGAUGCCAUUUUGGUGCUUCCCCGGCAGAACGGCGGCGGUGAGGUGGGCUCCAUGGCGGACGACUGCGACGGCAACGAGCCGCAUCCGCCGCCGUAUGGCCACUACCGCGGCCCAGACGUGUACCUGGACCACAUUUACGAGACCAUCGACCAGGACGAGCCUCCUGCACCGAGCUUCAAUGUGCUCAGUCGGGGUCUCGACGAAGAGUGCCACUCGCGAAGCCGCUCGGAUGCCAGUAGCCACCAGUCAGGCUCGAGCCUGGGCUGCGACCGAAGGCCUCUUAUCCGGCAUGCAUUCCACCACCACCAGCAAACAGACCCCACCAUGGACCUCGCCUCUGCCGAUCCGGCGCUUGUAAUGGCGGUCUUUGAAGGCGACCGUGUUAAGUGCAGGCUGCAACCGGUUGACGGCAGGCCAACAAUACCCAUGGCCAAGCACCCCUGUCAACCAUCAGCACACCUCAGCACGGAUUGCUGACGUCUCGUGUAACGCAUGCGCAUUCAGCAAUAUUGGAGAGCUCAUCAGCAUUGCCUGCAGAGGAUAGCCAAGAAUCGUUCUGCUGAGGCUUGCGACUGGCAGUGCAGGACACCUUUUCGUCCCAGUGACAGCGCGUGUGUUUUUGUGUGUGCAUGUGUGUGUGAGUGUGUGUACACAUGAUAGCCUGUACAUAGCUGACACUUCUUUUUAUUUUAUUUUUUUUUAGAACACAAUUUACUGCACAAGCCGGCUGUGCUUUUUGUGUUGUGCCAGGUGUGAGAUGCACCAGACUGGCCAGUGUUUUUCCGCAAGAGGCAAAUGUGGCAUUUGUUUCACCGAAAGUGUUCUGUGGUUACAAAGCAACACUUUUGCUUUGUGGAUGCUCAACAGCCGCAAAUGCUGCCCUUCCAGUUUGCGCCAACGCAACUUUAAUGUGACACUUCCAUCAGUGACAGUUCCUAGGUUCUUUUCUCUCUUUCUAUUUUUAAUAUAUAUUCAACCGUGCAAGACAUUCAGGAAAAAAGGGACCCACUCCUUUCAUGUCUUGCUCACAAUGUGCCAGGCUAAUGGAAUAGCCACCAAUUUUUUUUUUUUUUUUAUGGUUUGCUUUUGUGUGUGUGCAAUCUUUCAUCAGUCACCACCGUCCUCAAAGCAAAGUUUGGGCUGUCAGAACAGGGAGGUUGUGUCCAGAACCACUGUUCAGUGCUUUUGUGAUUUACGCCUCAAUGUUACCCAUCGUUAGGUGUUGUUUGGAAAACGCCCUAGUCGUCUCAAUUGCAGCAUUAAAAAGUGAAAAGCACUGUGAUGGUUCUGCAUUCAAAUGGUUGUAUUAAAUGUGUUUAUCAGCCUUUCCCCACGCACUCCUGUGGAUGUUAAGGUUAUGUGCGUGUUUAUGUCACAACUGUGACAGCAGACUUAUGCAUGAACGUGUUCUCUAUAUUUUUGUUGGAACAGUGAUUUCAUGAAGUGCAUUUGUUUAAAAAAGGCCAUAAUUUAUUGUGUUACUAAUUAAAAAUUCAUGACAGAUA